Physella acuta is the source of this 2068-nucleotide messenger RNA. Its product is annotated as methionine--tRNA ligase, mitochondrial-like. Gene Ontology annotation, molecular function: ATP binding; methionine-tRNA ligase activity. Gene Ontology annotation, biological process: methionyl-tRNA aminoacylation. The record is from RefSeq and is a predicted model, not a curated record. Lineage: Eukaryota; Metazoa; Mollusca; Gastropoda; Physidae.
GGAACUGAAAGCGAAAGGAGAAACUUUGUUAUUUUCGAGUUGCUGGCUGUUCACAAUUGUGAUGCCAGCUUUAUUACUUUUAUCUUAGUGCACAGCUACAACAAAAAAUGAAAUUUCAAGAGACCUAAAUUCAUAAUAAUAAAAAAAGAGACAAUGAGUAAAGCAGUCACUAGUCUAACAUGGCAGUUGGCCUCGCAGCUGAUGUUACAUAACCGCACAAUUUUGUUUCGUUGUUGUCACACCAAGCAUGUCAAAAAACGAGAAGAAAAACUAUCCUCACCUUUCUUUGUCACUACCCCAAUAUUCUAUGUCAACGCAGCCCCACAUAUAGGCCACCUCUACACUUGUCUACUCGCUGAUGUCGUCACACGUUGGAAUAAAUUAAAAGGAAACCCCACAUUUUUUUCUACGGGCACAGACGAGCAUGGACUCAAGAUCCAACAAGCAGCAGCAACUCAAAAGUUGGAGCCAGAAGAAUUUACUUCACAGAUAGCGAAACAAUUUAUAAACAUGUUUGAUGCGGCUGGUCUUCAGUACGACAGGUUUAUCAGAACCUCAGAGCAAGCUCACAUCGAGGCUGUCCAGGCAUUCUGGACCAGGCUGUAUGAGCGAGGUCACAUCUACCCCAGUAGUUACGCGGGCUGGUACUCGGUGUCUGACGAGGCUUUCCUCUCCGACCUCGAUGUGGAGGAUAAAUCUCUUCCUGACGGCUCAACUGUCAAGAUCUCCAAGGCCAGUGGUCACCCAGUGACGUGGUUUGAAGAGAACAACUACAUGUUCCGCUUGUCAGAGUUUCAACAAGCCCUGACCCUGUGGCUCAACUCUUGCUCUAUAGUACCACAUCAUUUUGAACCCAUCGUGCGACACAUGAUUCAAAGUCUCCCAGAUUUGUCAGUCACAAGAGACAGAAGUCGUGUCCCUUGGGGAAUUCCAGUGCCUAAUGAUGACACUCAAACAAUCUAUGUCUGGCUAGACGCACUGGUCAACUACUUGACGGUCACUGGCUACCCCAACACCAACUGGGGCCCCUGGCCUCCCUCCUGUCAGAUCAUCGGCAAAGAUAUUUUAAAGUUCCAUGCUGUAUAUUGGCCAGCUUUUUUAAUAGCAGCAGGCUACAAGCCGCCAGAAAAGCUUGUCGUCCACUCUCAUUGGUUGGUCGAUAAUGUCAAGAUGUCCAAGAGUCUGGGCAAUGUGAUUGAUCCAGUGGACAAAAUGCAAAUCUUUGGCGUGGAUGGAUUGAGGUUUUUUCUACUGAAAGAAGGAAGCAUAGAGUCGGAUUCCUCCUACAGUGAGAAGAGAAUGGUGGAGAGACUCAACACUGACCUGGCCAACACGCUGGGCAACCUUUUGGGGAGACUGACAGCGCCCUCUGUCAACAAGACUCAAAGCUUUGUGGCCUUGAACCCAGAUCACAUGUUUGAAUUUUUGACAGUAGAGGAGAGAGAGUUCUUCAAGUCGACCUAUGACCUUGCAGAGCAAGUAGAUUUCCUGUACAGGGAUUUGAACCUGGGUAAGUGCAUCAGCCUGAUCUUCUCUCACCUGCACUGGGCCAACACCUUAGUGCAGGGGCACCAACCCUGGCAGCUGAGCCAGUCCACGGACCCAGCAGACACAGCUCACCUCCAUGUUGUUCUACACGUUGCUAUGGAAACGCUGAGAGUUUGUGGCAUUCUGCUGCAGCCCAUCAUCCCUAGCAUCACACAAAAACUUUUGAACAGACUAGGGGUACCUGAGAAUGAGCGGAGUUACAGCAAUGCCUGCACCCCUGCACUAUCCGGGUACAAAAAGUUGGGACCAAAAGAAAUUCUUCAGAAAAAAAUUAUCCUGGACACAUCAGGUGAUUUAACUAAAAACUAAAAUCUUGGUGGAAUAUUGUCAAUGGUUUCAUCGCUAAAAAACACAUGCUUACUGAGACGGCAAAUUGUCCAUAACAACUUGUAGAAUGUCUGUAAUAAUUAGUAGAAUGUAAUUAUUGUAAUAAUUUUUUGAAUGUCUGUAAGAAUCUGUCGAAUGCCUUUAACAAGUAUGCUGUGAUUUUCAAAGUUUUUCAAAUAAAUUUUGUAUUAUA